AUGGAGGUUUGUUUAACAUGAAUGUCAGCGUUCCUUCAUCACCCCGCAGCUCGCCACCUGUCAGUCAAACACACCAGGACAUGUGACCUGCUGGAGGCGGAGCAUCAGGCUUCAAAACAGCAGCGCUCAGAGGACUGGGACCAGAAACCAGCACCAGGACCAGGACCAGGACCAGCACCUGCAGCAGACAGCCGACCACCCGACAGUAAGAGUAUGCAGUGUGUACGUUGCCCCGCCUUCUUCAUCCUCGUGGGGUUGGUUCUCUGCAAUCCGGUUUUCUCUCAGCCUGACGGAGACCAGGACCAGUACCAGAACCAGGACCUGGACCUGGAGCUGCAUCAUCGCCGGCUGCUGCAAAAAGCUCGGAGUGCAGGACUCCUCACACAGGAGUGGAGCAAGCGUGCGGUGGAGGACCUGCUGGCCCAGAUGUCCCUGCCCGAGGCCGACGCCCACAGGGAGGCUGAGAUGGUUUCCACGGCAACGGGAGGAGGAAGGAUGAACCAGGAGCGGUCCAUCGAACCCCCCAACAGUCUGCCCCCCCGCGAACGCAAAGCCGGCUGCAAGAACUUCUACUGGAAGGGCUUCACUUCCUGUUAA
Limanda limanda (common dab) is the source of this 597-nucleotide messenger RNA. Its product is annotated as somatostatin-2-like. Gene Ontology annotation, biological process: regulation of cell migration. Gene Ontology annotation, cellular component: extracellular region. NCBI's taxonomy places the organism in Eukaryota, Metazoa, Chordata, Actinopteri, Pleuronectiformes, Pleuronectidae. The transcript has 3 exons. Gene Ontology annotation, molecular function: hormone activity. The record is from RefSeq and is a predicted model, not a curated record.